Molecule: messenger RNA, 5653 nt
Organism: Pseudophryne corroboree (corroboree frog)
Lineage: Eukaryota; Metazoa; Chordata; Amphibia; Anura; Myobatrachidae
Product: NUAK family SNF1-like kinase 1
Exons: 7
Coding region: 518-2284 (588 amino acids)
Biological process (GO): protein phosphorylation; intracellular signal transduction
Cellular component (GO): cytoplasm
Molecular function (GO): ATP binding; protein serine/threonine kinase activity
Source: RefSeq, a predicted model, not a curated record
UCAGUGCACACAGAGAGCUGCUCAGAGCUGCUGCAGCAACACAGCACAGAGACUGUGCAAGAAGGAGAUAAUUCCUGCCUUCAGCAGCUGCAGUCAGGAGAUAUUCACAAAGUCUCUGAGUGGGCAGAAGGGGGAGGGUGCAGGAAUGCACUGAGACUUGUCUACUGGUAGAGAAGAAGUUGGACCAGAUGCUUUGCAAAGGUAGAAAGUCAGAUCACUAACAUCCUCUCAACAGCAUGAGGUAGAGGUAGGGGUACAGUAGCAAUUGGACACUUUGUGCCUAAUAUUUAAUAUAAAGUAACUAUUACUUAAAUAACACUAACAAACUGUCACUUCCUCAGAUAGCAGCAGUUAGUGCUAUUAGCAUUUUUUGAUUAUUUAUUAGGAGUAUUUUAAAUUAUUUUAGUAUUUAUAUUUAUAUAUAUUUUAGCAUGCCUCAUUUUUCAGCACAGCACUGAGAACUUUGGAAAGCCAUCUGUGCCAGUCUCCAUUACUGCUGGUACAGGAGACGGGCACCAUGACAGGUGUGACUUGUGUAACAGGAGAGAGUGCGUGUGAAGGGGUCUUACUGUCCAGUAAGGUGGCCAGAGGGCAUGUGGGGCACAGGAAGGAAGAGGUGAGGGCCCCUACCUGUGAUAGGUGGGACGCUUGUGGAGACACUGGAAGAACUAUGUCCAGGGCAGUGAAGAAACACUACCACAAGCACAGUAUUAAACACCGCUACCAACUCCUGGAGACCCUAGGAAGAGGCACUUAUGGAAAAGUAAAGAAAGCUCUGGAUAAGGCGACUGGGAUGAUGGUGGCCGUGAAGUCUAUUCAGAAAGACAAGAUCACAGAUGAGCUGGAUAGAGUACAUCUUCAGCGAGAGAUUGAGAUCACUGCUAUGCUGAAACAUGAGCACAUCAUACAGGUCUUCGAAGUAUUUGAGAGCACAGAUAAAAUCAUCAUUGUAAUGGAAUACGCAAGCAAUGGAGAGCUGUAUGAUUUCAUUAAUAAUAAGCACCAGAUCCCAGAGAGCGAGGCUCGCAGGUUCUUCAGGCAAAUUGUCUCCGCAGUCCACUACUGCCACAAGAAUGGAAUUGUGCACAGAGAUAUAAAGCUGGAGAAUAUUCUUUUGGAUGAAAACUUGAAUGUAAAGCUUGCAGAUUUUGGUCUUUCCAACCUCUAUCAAAAGAAUCAAGUCUUGGAAACAUACUGCGGUAGCCCGCUGUACGCAUCACCGGAGAUUGUCAAGGGACUUCCGUAUAACGGACCAGAGGUUGAUUGCUGGGCCCUGGGUGUGCUUCUCUACGCACUAAUCCAUGGAAGCAUGCCGUUUGACAACAGCAAUUAUAAAACACUUGCAGAACAGAUUGGGAGUGGCCAGUACAGAGAGCCUCCUCAUCUCUCCGGAGCUUGUGGACUGAUCGACUGGAUGCUGACAGUAAACCCAGCAAGGAGAGCUAGCAUUGAAGAUAUUGCCAAUCAUUGGUGGGUUAACUGGGGGUAUGACACUGUGGUUUGCGACUGCGAUCUGGUACCUGAGUGCCAGUCUCCGCUGCUGGCACGGUACAUUGAGUGUCAGAACACACCCGGUUUCAAAGGAACAAAAAAAGAUCAAUGUAAAGUCCAACCGGGGGAAGAGGAAGAAUACGAAGCUUGCCUGAGAAAGUCCAAAAAGGAGAAUGACAUUAAUCAGUCUCAAGAACCCGAGCCGAAUGUUCCUAGACAAAAACCCAAAGGGAUCCUGAAGAAGAGGAGCAGCUUUGACAGCUCUUUCUUAAACUCCAAUUUCUCCGAGAACCUGUCUCAGAAUCGCUUGGAACUGAGCAGAGAAGCACAAACCACAUCCGCCUAUGACUCGCACAAGUCAGUUCAUAUCGAAUGCUCUUUCAGUAUGCCAAAGAAAGGCAUUCUGAAAAAAACAUGUGAGAGGGAAUCGGGUUAUUCAUCUUCCCCGGAGAGGACCAUUUCAGUCGAAAGCCAGAAGACCUACCUCAAAGUGCCAGAGCAGAAAGCCAAGCCAGAGAAACACACAAAGAGGAAAAAAGGCAUUCUAAAAAACAAUGGCCGCUUUUCAAACAGCUUGGAUCUGUCAGGUGACUGCCCAACACUCCGGCUUUCAGACUCCGACCUUGAUAGUCCACAAAGUCCAAGUCGGCCGUCGAGCGUCAUUAGCGAUGACAGUUUUCUGUCAAGUGAUUCCUUCGACCUGAUUGACGUAUCUUCUGAAACAAAAUCUCAGCUCUUCUCCUAUAGUGCACGGAGCAAUUUCUACAGUUCCGAAGAGGAGAAACAAACCUAAGGGGACUAUUUGCAAUCAAGACCGUAAAACGAUAAUGACCAAUAUUUGUUUUUACGCUUAGGUCAAACUAUACAGAACUAAACAGACGAUUGAAAAGUCAGAUUUGAAGUUUGCACAUCUUCAGCGCGGCAACUGCAGCUGCACUGGAACUUGGAAAACAAAUUCCGCGUUGAUAGCUGUGAACUAUUUUGUAAGCUGUUAUACGGCAAGAGAUCAAGUAACUUGCCUUGGGCUGGGUUUUCACGCCAUAAUAAAUUUGGUGCCAGCGCUGAGUGUAUUGUAAAGCUCACGCUGCAGUGUAAUUUAAGCAACACGUGGGCUUCAAUCUGGCAGGACAUGCUGGGACUUGUAGUUCCACAACAGCUGGAGUGCCGCGGCCUGAAUAAAUUUGUGGUGCCCUAGUUUACGCUCUCCAGUUUAUAAUGUUUUUAGACAAAGUUUACAUAGUAUCACUACAUGAACAGUUGACAAUCAGCUGGUGUUGCCCCAACCAGGGGGUAAAUUUACUAAGAUGGGAGUUUUAUUUAAGAUGGGAUGUUGCCCAUAGCAACCAAUCAGAUUCCAGGUAUUAUCUUCUAGAAGGUGCUAGAUAAAUGAGAAGUAGAAUCUGAUUGGUUGCUAUGGGCAACAUCCCAUCUUAAAUAGAACUCCCAUUUUAGUAAAUUUACCCCCAAGUGUUUUCUGAACUCGGAGCCUGACUGACAAACUCCAGAAGUGAUUAUUGGUCUGUAGUAUUUAUCACUACAUGUGGCCGUACCAAUGAAAUAAAAACUUGGGGAAAGUUGGCUUUAUGUUAUGAUAGAGAAAAACAGUCCGCCAGCCACACACAUUUAGUGAAAGAAUGUUUGCAGAUAAGAUGGUGUAUUUCUUCUCAAGCCAAAGGAAAUGGUUUAACAAAAUAUGGAAAUGCCAGAGCAUUACACUGAAGAACGGUAUAUAAAUAAUGGUAUUAAGACGCACUUUGUUCUGCCUUCCAGACAACAGUAGAAAACAAUGGCUCUUUUUAAGGAAGUAAAAAAGAAAACAAUCCACAUUAGCUGCCUUACUGGCACAUACCAGCACAUGUUACCUUGAUUAUAUAAAUAUAUUGCCCCCCCAGUGUGAGGCUUACUGUAAGAGAGACAGGCAAAUUCCCGUAUCGGCACCGUUUACACUGCACCCGGGUGCAGUGUCUUGUGGGCCGGCACUUAGAGAUGAUGUUGUGUUGGAUUCCCGGGAAAGUGGACCCGGGGUUUAGGAGAAGGACCCUUUUACACCGCCUGCAGUCCAGGGAUUUUGCGCGCUCCCGUGUAAAAUCCCGGGAUAUUUCAGGUGGUGUAAAAGGGGUCUUACUUACACACAAUGGUCAUUUAUGAAGCCCACCAGAUACGCACUGCAAAGCACCUUAAUUUUAGAAUUAAUUUGGAGAUUGUGUGUGCCUCUUUGGGGAUGCCUUUGCAGUUUAGAAGUGUGCCAAGGGUUGUGUAGAUGCGGACAGUGCUGCACCUUGGCAAAAAUUUCCUCCUUGCGUUCUAAACCUAUGUACCGGGUGAGCGAACUAGGCGCGUCUGAGCGAUCAGGAUCCUUUGCGCAUCCGCAAGUGCCUUUUGUGCUUUGUAAAUGCCCUCCGUGUCACUUCUAGUUCAGAGAAAACUGUAGGCUGAAUGACUUUUGGUGCCUCAGGGGGUCAUUCCGAGUUGAUCGCUCACUAGCAGUUUUUAGCAGCCGUGCAGACGCUAUGCCGCCGCCCACUGGGAGUGUAUUUUAGCUUAACAGAAGUACGAACGUUUUUAUCGCAGAGCGCCUGCAAAAAAUUUUUUGUGUAGUUUCAGAGUAGCUCAAAACCUACUCAGCGCUUGCGAUCACUUCAGACUAUUCAGUUCCGGAUUUGACGUCACACACCCGCCCAGCGUUCUCCCAGCCACGCCUGCAUUUUCCCUGGCACGCCUGCGUUUUUACGAACACUCCCUGAAAACGGUCAGUUGCCACCCAGAAACGCCCACUUCAUGUCAAUCACUCUGCGGCAACCGGUGCGACUGAAAUGCAUCGCUAGACCCUGUGCAAAACUGCAUCGUUUGUUAUGCCCGUAUGUCGUGCAUACGCAUUGCGCCGCAAACGCAUGCACAGAACUGCCUUUUUUUAGCCUGAUCGCUGCGCUGCGAACAAAUGCAGCUAGUGAUCAACUCGGAAUGACCACCUCAGUCCACAAAGUAGCUACUGCUAAUAUGGGUAGAUGACGGGUAAAGGUAAACUAAGGCUUCACCAAGCAAAAUGGCCCAACACACAUCUAAUAUUAAUUCAGGUUUUUAUAAAAACUGUUCUGCACGGAACUGUGUAUGAAUGAAAGCAUUGCUCAUAGCAACCAGUAAUAUUUUAACUGAUGUAGUACAGUUCACAAAAUUUAAGCAAAAUACCAAUUGACGGCUGUGGACAACACAGCCGUAUCUACACGGCGACCAGUGGAAAAGUUCUCAGAAACGUCUCUUUGGUGAAAUGUUUACACAUAACUCUCUUUUUAACUUUUGAGAUGAAGUUUAAAAAUGGAUCUCUGAGAUUUGUUCAAUAAUAAUAACCCUGACCUAGUAUUCUGUGUACACUGCUGUGAAACUAUUCCAUGCCUUAAAAGAAAAAGAAACACUGCAACAGACAUUACACAUUAAGGAGUCGCACGCUAGAUAGAGACCAAUACAGACGUUAACAUGUUCUUAUUAAAACAAGUGGCUACGAGUAUGUAGCUAUGCUGUCAUUGUCAUGUGACUUCUAGGGAUACACUGUCAACAGAGGGAAAACAAAUCGUGAAUUGUCAGUCAGGCGCGAUUGAGGGGGAGGAAUUGCAGCUUGGCUUAUAUUGAUUUGCCCUUAGUUGGUAGUCACGUAGACACAAUAAAUCCAGGGGGGGGAUGUAUCAAGUCUUCUAAAGAGUGAAGUUAGCACCCCCCCUCCUCCUCCCAGUAUCAUACAAACUGUGGGGAAAACAUUUCCUAUAGAUUGUACAGUAGACAAGCUGCCCCUGCAGACUACGCUCCGAAUCCCCAAAAAUAUAAUUUAUUUAAUUGUAUAGCUGGCUAACUGAGUGAUAGCAUAAAGCUAGUAUUUAUUUUGGGGUGUUAGGUGUAUUAUAAGUUAAACAGGCCUGAUAAUGCUACAUUCUGGUUGCUCGCAUUGUAAAGCUACAGUGUUAGGUUUCAGAAUUAAAAUACCGGAUAACUUUUUUUAUUUUUUAUUUUUCAGUUUUGUUGAAUAAAACAUUGGACGUACGAGAUAAGUGUACUUGUGAUGUGACUGUUAGGAUGGAGUUUACAUACCCUGCUGUAUGCUGGAUGUGAUCCUAGUUCUAGUUUUAUUCUCAACAAUGUUUCAAAAUUAAAAACAAAAACAAAUCAAAUAAGA